Molecule: messenger RNA, 651 nt
Organism: Aricia agestis (brown argus)
Lineage: Eukaryota; Metazoa; Arthropoda; Insecta; Lepidoptera; Lycaenidae
Product: calmodulin-like
Exons: 5
Coding region: 1-651 (216 amino acids)
Cellular component (GO): cytoplasm
Molecular function (GO): calcium ion binding
Source: RefSeq, a predicted model, not a curated record
AUGCAAUUAUAUUUUAGUGAAAAUCAGUUAAGAGAAAUAUCGCAGUGGUUUGAUGAUGUUUCGAUAUCUCAUAAUGAUAGCAACGACAAAGAAAAUAUUCAAGUUAUUACCGUAGAAGAGAUAAUGAAGUUUUUAAGCUUAAAAAGAUACCAUUCACGAAAUUUUCAUCAUCCAACAUUGAUGGAAGUCAUGAAAGAGAUCGAACGCAUUAAACCACGUAGUCAAAAGAUAUUAACCAAGCAGGAGUUUAUAAAUAUGUUCAGUAAAUGGAUUAAAUUGCCAAAUAUCAGGCACGAACUGAAUUUAGCUUUUAGUUUGUUUGAUACGGAAAAAAGAAAUUUCCUGGACAUAGAUGAGCUACAGGUGAUUGUAACGCAGUAUGGUGAUGCCUUCACCGAAGAUGAGGUGCGUGAGCUACUGCGAGAUGCCAACGUUCGUGGUGAUGGUAACGUGUUUUAUAGAAACUUCAUGAAGAGCCUAUUCGCUGUUGCUCCUGAGCUUAUGAAUUUAAAGAUUGGCUAUUUGUAUAAUGAUGCAACGGAGGAUCCGUCUACAUUGCUCAAACCAGUUGUUGGAAUGGAAUCAAGAAGAAAGUCCGCAAAAAAGAAAAAACCUCAAAAAUCAAGAAAGAAGAAAGUUUUUAAUUUUUGA